Molecule: messenger RNA, 4044 nt
Organism: Amaranthus tricolor (Joseph's coat)
Lineage: Eukaryota; Viridiplantae; Streptophyta; Magnoliopsida; Caryophyllales; Amaranthaceae
Exons: 2
Coding region: 655-1797 (380 amino acids)
Source: RefSeq, a predicted model, not a curated record
UAUACUAAUAGAGUAGUCAUUUUCAACCUAUCCGUUCUAAUUUCUAUCUCCUUUUAUCUUCUCUAUCUAUUCUUUCAUUUUAGUCCAAUUCACGUUUACCUGCAAUUUGCUAAUGAUGAAUCUAAUUUCCCAAUUAAACAUAGAAGGAAAAUUUCCCCCAAAAAAUAUUACAUCUAUCAAUUUACAUAGCAACGGUAUAAAUGGAUUUUCAAUCUAUAUAGAGCAAUUAUGUGGGGAUUAAACAAUUGAAGCAAUCAAGCAAAUAAUCUGAUAAUUUACUUCUCCUCUUUCCUAUUUUUUGAUUUUUUGAAUAUAUUUUUUUCUUUUUUCUUCGUUGAUAUGUUUUAUUUUCUAAAAUUUAUUCAAUUAAGAUUAAGGUGAAGAUAAAUAAAAGUGGAAUUAAAUAUAGCAAGGGAAGAUCUAAAAGUUCAAAGCUUUGUGGGAAGAUCGAAGAUCUCAUAUGUUCAAAGCUUGAAUAUUAAUAUUUUUUUCAAGAGGAUUACAAAUAUGAAAUUGGAUAUUGAUAAUCUAUCAGGUACUAUUGUUUCUUUUUAAAUAUCUUAAAUUCUUGCUCUAUUUUUAUAUGCUCUAUUUUUAGGAUAUUUUGUGCAGUAAAAUGUCUUGCUUCACAUAACUUGGUUUUUAGAGGAUCUAAUGACAAGCUUUACCAAGAUAGCAAUGGUAAUUUUUUUGGGUGUGGUUGAAAUGAUGGCUGAAUUUGAUGUUGUAAUGCAAGAUCAUGUUAGACGUAUUCAAAAUCGUGAAAUUCAUCAUCAAUACCUAGGGCCAAAAAUUCAAAAUGAGUUUAUUUUCCUCUUGGCUAAUAAUGUUAAAAAUACUACUGUUAAGAUCAUUAAAGAGGCCAAAUGUUUUUCUAUCAUUCUUGAUUGUACCCUAGAUAUUAGUCAUCAAGAACAAAUGACUUUAAUUGUGUGUUGUGUGAAUAUGUUAAAUCUUAUGAUUGAGGAGUACUUUUUAGAAUUUUUGAAUGUUGAUGAUACUUUUGGUUUGGGGCUUUUUAAUGUAAUGCAAGAUGUCUUGAAAUCUCUAGAUCUUGAUAUGGAUGAUAUAAGGGGUCAAGGUUAUGAUAAUGGCUCAAAUAUGAAAGGAAAACAUCGAGGAGUUCAAAGUCGCUUUCUUGAAAUAAAUCCGAGAGCCUUAUAUAUACCUUGUGCUUGUCAUAGUUUGAAUCUUGUUGUGAGUGAUAUGGCCCAUUCUUGUGAAAAAGCUAUCUCAUUUUUUGGCAUUAUUCAAUGCAUCUAUUCUUUAUUUUCGGGUUCCACAAAAAGAUGGAAAUUUUUACUUAACAAUAUUCCUGGUUUGACCUUGAAGUCUUUGUGCAACACUCGGUGGGAAGAUAGGAUAAAAAGUGUUAAAGCAAUUAGAUUUCAAACUCCCCAAAUAAGAAAUUCUUUAUUGAAAUUAUUUGAAUCAUGUGAGGAUGCAAAAACAAAGAGUGAAGCUAAGAGUUUGGCUAAUGCACUUAAUAAUUUUGAGUUUAUUCAUGGUAUGGUGAUUUUGUAUGAUAUUUUAUUUGUUGUGAAUAUCAUAAGUAAAAAAUUGCAAUCCGAAUCCAUUUGCAUAAACACUUGUAUACAACAAGUAAGAGGCAUAUUGUUAUCUUUUGAAAAGUAUAGAGAAGAAGGUUUUGCUAAUAGUUUAGAGAUUGCUAAAAGUAUUGCACUUGAAAUGGGUGUAGAGCCCAAUCAUCCUACAAAACGUCAUAUUGUUAGAAAGAGACAUUUUGAUGAAAUUGGCGAUGAUGCUGAAGUUCAAUCGGCAGAAGAAAAUAUUUAGAAUUAAUUAUUUUUUGGUUGUUGUGGACAUAGCAAUUUCUUCUUUAAAAACAAGAUUUGACCAAUUAAAGGCAUUUGAAAAUGUUUAUGGAUUUUUAUUUGAUUCUAAUAGGUUGAAAGCAAUGAAUGAUAAAAAAAUUGAGAGAUUCCUGUGUUAAGUUUCACUCCACAUUCUCUCAUGAUGAUUCGUCCGAUGUUGAUUUUAAUGAUUUUUAUUCUGAAUUAAAAGUGUUACAAGUGACUUUGCUAAAUGAGUCAAUGUCUACUAUUAAUAUUCUUAAAUUUGUAAAGUCUGCAGAAUGUUACCCAAAUGUCUUAAUUGGUUAUAGGAUAUUUUUAACUUUGCCCGUAACUAUGGCAUCAGCAGAAAGAAGUUUUUCAAAGUUAAAGCUUAUUAAAACUUAUUUAAGGUCAUUAAUGUCGCAAGAAAGGUUGAAUGGUUUGGCAAUAUUAUCCAUUGAAACAAAAUUAUUAGUCAAAAUUGAUGCAGAUGUUAUUAUUGAUGAUUUUGUUUCUCAAAAUGUUCGUAGAAAUCACAUUUAGUGAUUAUUUUUGGUUGUCUUUGUAGGUGAUAAUAAGAAAUUGUUUUACAAGGAGGAGAUUUCUUUUUUAUAUAUGCGGUCAAUGAAGAUUGAAGAAAUUAUUCUAUUUUGAUUUGAAGACGAUAUGUCUUAUUUUAUUUCUUUUCGAAAGUAUUGUUCAUUUUAUCAAGUAAUAUAUAUACUUUUUUUUACUAAUCAAUAUUUAAGAGUGUUAUUUUAUUGUGAUUGUAUACAUUUAUUUGUGAAUACAAAUUAUAAUUAUAAAAUAGUGUUUUUGCCCUUGACUGUGUAGGGUAGAUCAACCCUUGGUGCACCUAAACGUAAUAUGUGUUUAUAUUGCUAAAGGAAAUUACUUCCCUAUGGUGUCUGAUGGAUCGGCCUUUUGGGAGGAGUCCAUGAAAGGGAAUGUGUUACUUUUGUGACAUUAUAUACAUGUAUGUUAUGGAUAAAAAAAUUUUUAAAGUGUGACAAUUCAAGUUUUUUAUACUAUAUCAGUAUACUUUUAUUUAUAUUAAAUAUAAAAGUAUUUUACGAUUUUGUAGAUUUCGAAUAUAAUUUUAAAGUCAAACGUUUUCUAAGUAUAAAUUGUUUGACACGUUAGAGUAACCAUUCACUAAGUUGUGGCUCAUAUUUAGUAAUUUGUUUUCCACAGGUAAUGGUGAGCCAUAUUAUGUGUCUAAUGCAUGAGAGGUGGGCGAUGUAGAUCAAACGAAAAUUAAUAAGACAUUUUUUUUAAUUUAUAUAAUAAUAAGACAUUUUUAUAUUAGUUUAAAUGAUUUCUUUUGUUAAAGUUUUGACGCAUUACACUCACCGAGUGUGGCGAACACCUCAUAUUUACUUUUCGCUGCUACUUAAUAACAGUUACGUCUUUUAAUAAAUAAUAUUUUAUAAUUAUUAAAAAUUAGGGGUAUUACACAUGUCUCGUGGUUUUGUAUUGAUUUCAUAUACUUUACGCGUAAUUUCACCUUGCUCCUUUCUUUGAAGUGUUUUGAGGAUUAUUUCAGGUGAUUCCGGAGAUUUCCAGGUCAUGAGUUCGAGGCUUAGAAACUUACAUCGGAGUUUAGACGUGUUCAUCGAAGUUUUGACAUACAAUUCAUGUCACUAAUCCUAGGCAAAGUUCAGAGGCCUUUAGUAGCUGUAACAAACUUCAAAAGGGAGAAACAAGGCCCAUUCAGCCGAAUCAUCCCUCUAUUCAGUCGAAUGGAGAUGCAGCUAUCAACAUUUCGAUGGCCUACUCACUGGAAAUGGCGAAUGAAGAACAUUCGGUCAAACAUCAUCCAUCGGCCAAAUGAAUGUGCCAUUCGGGCGAAUGGCCCCCAGUCACCAUAUUGUUCCAAAACUCUUUGUAUAUGCCGAAUGAGCAAACAUUCGGGCAAAGACAAUCUAGUCGGGCGAAUCAGGUCUCCAUUCGGACGAAUGGCCCUAUUUCUGCGCGUGUUGUUUUCUUCUCAAUCAAGAAUUAGUGGCUAGUUUUAGGAUUUCAAGGCACCUUUGUUUUUGAGGGUAUAUAUAUCCAAUAACCCACAUUAUCUAUUCCUCUUAACCCUAAUACAUUCCUAGUGUAGAUUUACUCUUGCUUAAAAACUUUGUUUUAGUUCAUCAAACCCUAGCUUUAGUAGUUUAUGCCAUAAAACUUUGUAGUUUAAAGAUCUCUACUUUCUAGUAUUGGAUUUCAAUCUUAGUUCAUGAAUCUUCACCAUAUCUCU